Messenger RNA from Triticum turgidum subsp. durum (durum wheat), 984 nucleotides. The record is from the annotation of a GenBank genome assembly. NCBI's taxonomy places the organism in Eukaryota, Viridiplantae, Streptophyta, Magnoliopsida, Poales, Poaceae.
AUGGCGGCCGACUUGGACCUGGACGACGUGAUCCAGCGCCUGCUGGACGCGGAGGCGCCCCUCAGCUCGCCGUCCGCCGCCCCGCCGCUGAAAGCCGAGGAGAUCCGGCACCUCUGCGCGGCCGCCAAGGAGCUCCUCCUCAAGCAGCCGACGCUGCUCCAGCUCUCCGCCCCCGUCAACAUCUGCGGCGACAUCCACGGCCAGUACCCCGACCUCCUCCGCCUCUUCCGCGAGAUCGGGCCGCCCUCCGCCGCCAACCGCUACCUCUUCCUCGGCGACUACGUCGACCGGGGCACGCAGAGCAUCGAGACCAUCUGCCUCCUCCUCGCCUACAAGCUCAAGUACCCGGACGCCUUCUUCCUCCUCCGCGGCAACCACGAGUGCGCCGCCGUCAACAAGCAGUACGGCUUCUACUCCGAGUGCGCCUCCCGCGGCCGCCGCAUAGUCAGGCUCUGGGAGGAACUCAACGCCGUCUUCGCCUGCCUCCCGCUGGCGGCGCUCGUCGGCUGCGAGGGUAGUAACAAGAACAAGAAGAAGAAGAUCCUGUGCGUGCACGGCGGGCUCUCGCCGGAGCUCGAGAGCCCGGACCAGAUCCGCCAGAUCAAGCGCCCGCUGGCCGACGUCCCCGAGCACGGGCUCGUGUGCGACCUGCUGUGGUCGGACCCCGCCGCGGACGGCGACGAUUGGGGGUGGGGGGACCCGCGCAGGUGCACGUCCUUCACCUUCGGCGCCGACGUGGUGGAGGAGUUCUGCGAGAGGCACGGGCUGGCCAUGGUGUGCAGGGCGCACGAGAUGAAGGACGGCGGGUACGACCAAGGGUUCGCCGGCGGGAAGCUUGUCACCGUGUUCUCUGCACCCAACUACUGCGGCAAGUGCGGCAACGACGGCGCCGUCAUGACCGUCGCCGGUGACCUCGCCUGCUCCUUCCGCGUCUUCCACCCUGAGAAUACUGCCACUCCUCCUCCGGCUCCUAUUUAUCUUUAG